AUGGGCGAACAGAACAAAUUAGACGAAUUAAACAAAGUUCAGUCAACCAAAUCGAGAACAAAGGGGGGCGGAGCACGGAACAAGGCAAACUAUGGCAAAUUCAAACAAGACUCAACACAAUACAAAGCGUGUGGAUAUUGUGGUAGAAAGCACAAGUUUGGACGAGAAUUGUGUCCAGCGUGGAGUGAGACGUGUAAUUCGUGUGGAAAGCGGAAUCAUUUCGCAAAGCAAUGCAGACAACGCAGGAGAGACAAUACGAACCAAGUGAAAGAAGCAGACUCGAGCUCCGACUCCGAGUACAUCGAUAGCGUGACUGUGAAACCAGAUAAGAUAAGCUCGAUUAGUCAACAACCAUCGAAAGAAGUAUAUGCUAAAAUGAUCGUGAGAGGCAACCCAAUUAAAUUCCAUGUCGAUUGCGGGGCAACGGUAAACGUGUUACCUAUGAAGUACUUAGCGGGUGAAAACAUCGAACCGACAGAUAGAACUCUACAGAUGUGGAACAAACCAGAAUUAAAGCCAAAGGGAACUUGCCGUCUUACAAUAAGAAAUCCGAAAAAUGAUAAGAAAUAUUCCGUAGAAUUUAUGGCAGUUCAAGAGAAUUUGACACCAUUACUCGGGGCUAAAGCGAUUCAACGCAUGGGAAUUGUCGAAACACAUAAUGAGAACUUUGAACAAGUAGCCCAGGUAAAUUCAGGAAUCAAAGACACAACAAGUACACAGUCAACAACGACAGUGAUGAACCGAAUAAUUGAAGAAUUUGCAAACGUGUUCGAAGGAGAAGUGGGUACGCUAGAAGGAGAACAACAUCUCCAAGUAGAUCCACAUUUAUAA
Paramuricea clavata is the source of this 831-nucleotide messenger RNA. The record is from the annotation of a GenBank genome assembly. NCBI's taxonomy places the organism in Eukaryota, Metazoa, Cnidaria, Anthozoa, Malacalcyonacea, Plexauridae.